Molecule: messenger RNA, 1670 nt
Organism: Oldenlandia corymbosa var. corymbosa
Lineage: Eukaryota; Viridiplantae; Streptophyta; Magnoliopsida; Gentianales; Rubiaceae
Source: the annotation of a GenBank genome assembly
CUUACAUGGAAGAAAAGAUUUAGGAGAGUGGAAUAUUACAUUACAUAUAAACAUUGCCCACAGCACAAAACCCAAACCCUCCCACAACUAGCAGAUUUUUGAUUUCAUUCUAAAAGAGACCAAGAACUGGGUACGUCAGGACAAAACACGUCUAAGACUUGAGCUUGAUUCGCUUUUGGUUUUUUUCCCCAUUCUCCCAUUUUUUACACCCUCCCCACCACCUUCCUCUCUAUCCUACUUGGUCAGCACUAAUUAAGAGCGAAGCCACAUUCACCUCUCUCCCCAUUCAUUUCCUUCUUACUAGUAUUUAUCCGCUUCCCUUCACCAAUUCAUUUUCCUCUCCUAUUCUUCUUUCUCUGAUUUUCAUUCUGCAAAGAAAAAAUGGAGUAUUAUUGUAUGGGUAAUGAUUCUGAGUGUAGUAGUGGUUGUGAGUCUGGAUGGACUCUGUAUUUAGAUGACAAGUCUUUUGUUUCUGCAUUGGAUAAUAAUCAUAAAGAUGGGUUCUUGGGUAAAGGGAAAUGUGAACGAAGAACAGAGGAGGAGGAAGAGGAAGAUAUGUCCAUGGUUUCGGAUGCAUCUUCUGGACCUCCACAUGUUCCUGAAGAAGAAAGUUACUAUGGAAAUGACGAUACUUAUAAGUGUUUUCAUCAUGAAUCCGUUGAUGCGGCUAGAUUGAAUAGUACUAAAAACAGGGCCAAAAAACAGGGGUUGAGAGAAAAUAAGCGAAGAAAUCUCCAUGAAAAGUCGUCUCUGCUUGAUGAUACUGCCAGUUCCCCUGUUUUCAACUUUCCCAAUAACAAUUCCAGACUAUCCAAAAACAAUCAUCAUGCUUCAGCUGAGGCACUUUUAGAUGUUUCAAAGGGCUAUUCCACCACUCAAUUUGAGGGAAGCUCUGCAUACCAUUAUUAUCACCAGAGCCAAUAUGGUUUUGUCCAGUAUCCUUCUUUAUCGGGAAACUACCAGCAACAAAAUCAGUUGAGUUUCUUCUACCCCAUUCCCAUUCAUAUCGAAAUCUAGCAAAUUUUUGUACUAUUUAAAUGGGUUAUUAAUAAUUUCUUUUUUUUUUCUUACUAUACAGAUGGUUUGCAGGAAGCAGAACGUGGCAGCAGUGACCAUGCAAUAACAUUCAUUCAGCAGUUUGCUCUGCAGAUUAUAGCAUAUGAUGAUGCUGUAGAUGUAAUAGUAGGUGGUGAAUAGGUGGGCAAAAAAACAUGCAAAAAGUUAAUUUGAUCUCUUUUUCACUCUAAAAAAAAUGACAAAAAAAAGGGGAAAAAAAGAGGUGUUGUUUAUCUUCCUCCUCCAUUUGUUUUUUUUUUUUAAGUUCUUCAGGAGGAGCUGAAGUGGAAAGGGGGGAGAACCAAUUUGCAAUUGGGAAUUAGUUAAUUUCUUGUUUCUUUAAAUUCUGAUUGUUAUUGCUGAUGGAUGAAGGGAACAAAUAGUGGAAUUAGUUUCCAGUUUUCAUUCAAACACUUUGUAAUCUCGUCAAAAGCAGAGUUCCAAGGCUACAAAUUGCGCUAAUUUCUUAGUAUAAUUCUAGCUCAAGUAAAUGUUUCUUAUCCGGAUAAUCAGCGGAAAUGAGCUUCCUUUGCUCUUUUUGUACAUCAACAAAUCACCUUAUGUAACCAAACUUAGGAUGAAUGUAACAAUAUCACUUCGUUUCUAUAUAGAAA